AUGUCUGAUUUUGAGGAUUUCAGCAGAGCAGGAGGGCAGGGGAAUGUGUCUGAGAGCUACCAGCUGAACCCCACCAGCGUGAUCGUGUCGGUGGUCUUCUCUCUCAUCUUCCUGCUUGGCACCAUCGGCAACAGCCUGGUUCUGGCUGUGCUGCUGCGGAGCGGUCAGGUCGGAUACAACACCACCAACCUGUUCAUCCUCAACCUGAGCGUGGCUGACUUCUUCUUUAUCAUCUUCUGCGUUCCUUUCCAAGCCACCAUCUACUCCCUGGAGGGCUGGGUGUUCGGCUCGUUCAUGUGCAAAGUGGUUCACUUCUUCAUCAACCUCACCAUGUACGCCAGCAGCUUCACACUGGCUGCCGUUUCUGUGGACAGAUACCUGGCCAUUCGCUACCCGCUGCGCUCCAGAGAGCUAAGAACUCCAUGCAAUGCUGUGGUCGCCAUGGUGGUUAUCUGGGGUCUGUCCCUGGUCUUUGCGGGUCCAUACCUCAGCUACUAUGAUCUGAUUGAUUUUGCCAACAGUACUGUGUGCAUCCCCGGCUGGGAGGAGCAGAACCGUAAGGUGUUGGACACAUGCACCUUCCUGUUUGGCUACGUCAUCCCUGUGCUGAUUGUGAGCCUCUCAUACACAAGAACCAUAAAGUACCUGUGGACAGCUGUUGACCCUCUAGACGGCAUGUCAGAAUCCAAAAGAGCCAAACGCAAAGUCACCAAAAUGAUCAUUAUUGUCACUGUACUCUUCUGCAUCUGUUGGCUGCCGUACCAUGUGGUGAUACUGUGCUACCUAUAUGGAGAUUUCCCCUUCAACCAGACUACGUAUGCCUUCAGGCUCCUCUCACACUGCAUGGCCUAUGCCAAUUCUUGCGUCAAUCCCAUCGUGUACGCUCUGGUGUCCAAACACUUCCGCAAAGGCUUCAAGAAAGUCUUCAGCUGCAUUCUGAUUAAAAAUGGGAGAAAUAAGGUUCACGUGGUUCACGUGGCCACCACCGGGCCUGGAUUUGAAGCGGGCUCCACGGAAGUGUCUCAUAUGAACGAGGAGAACGUGCAACAGAACGAGUGUGAGAUGAUCAACCGACCAAGGCGGGUGGAGCCCAGAGAAGCCACGGUGACACUAACUCUGCCCUUUCAGCAGCCCACCUAA
Nematolebias whitei (Rio pearlfish) is the source of this 1140-nucleotide messenger RNA. RefSeq names its product galanin receptor 2b (gene galr2b). NCBI's taxonomy places the organism in Eukaryota, Metazoa, Chordata, Actinopteri, Cyprinodontiformes, Rivulidae. Bases 1 to 1140 code for a protein of 379 amino acids. Gene Ontology annotation, cellular component: membrane. Gene Ontology annotation, molecular function: G protein-coupled receptor activity. The transcript is spliced from 2 exons. Gene Ontology annotation, biological process: G protein-coupled receptor signaling pathway. The record is from RefSeq and is a predicted model, not a curated record.